AUCUCAGUCAUAUCUCAGUCAUAUCCAGUCAAAUCUGAAGCCUUCUUUAGAUAUGCCAUAGAUUAUUCAGAUUACCGUCAUCUUAGUUGAUUUUUCAAAAUAUGUGCACAAAUUCUUUUUAAUGGCCACACAAUAAAAUAAAACGACAGACGUGACUGCAAAAAGAACGACAUCAAAUGUUAAGACGCAGAUUUAAUCUUGUUGUCUCUAAGAGCGAGCCUAUCAUGAUUCGUGAAUACCUUGCGCUGUUAUGUAACUAAAGACGCACGGAUAAUUUUCGGAGUGCAAACUGAACCAGGAAUUCGCGCAAAAUUGAAGUUGUACAAGUACAAAUCUGAAAGUUGGUAGAAUGUUGAAGAAAAUUGUUCGCUGGCGUUUCGUCUUUAUUGUCCUCCUCAUUGGCUCCAUUCUGUGGUUUACUAACUUCACUCGAAAAAAUUCUCCGGAAAUACAGACAAAACAAAAAGUUACAAUCAAUGCUGCCGACACGGUGGCGAAGAAGCCUGAGGCGUUAAAGUGGAGAAUGAAGAGCUUCCCAAAACCUCACUUUUCAUCUCAACUCAAUGUAAUUGAAGUUGAAACAGAUACAUUGCCGCAGAAUUCGAUACAGCAAAGACCGGUACUAGAAACACCAAAGUUGGAAAAAACAGUUAGGAUGUUCUCAAGUCCUCAGUUGUCGUCCCAACUCAACGUACUAGAAACACCAAAGUCGGAAAAAACAGUGAGGACAUUCUCAAAUUCUCAGUUGUCAUCUCAACCCAACGUGCUAGAAACACCGAAGUCGGAAAAAACAGUGAGGACAUUCUCAAAUCCUCAGUUGUCAUCUCAAUCGAAAGUGAUUGACGUUGAAAAAAAUAUAUUGCCGAAUAUGGUGAAAAAGCCGGCUCCACUGAAACCUCGCUUUUCAUCUCAACUCAACGUAAUUGAAGUUGAAGCAGAUACAUUGCAGAUUUCAAUACGACGAAAACCAAAAGUGACUUUACCUCUGCCAGAGAAUAUCUUGCAACAGGUUGGAAAGGAAGAGUGGAUAAGCAGGAGUAUCUUUGAUAAAAAGGUUUCUUGUGCAAGCCCAGCGGCCAAAAAGGAUAAAGAGAAGACAAGUUCGAAGUCAAAUAUGACCUGUCAGAUACCAAAUCUGAAUCCAUUCCAUCCUUCUAUAAUGAAAUUUAUCAAUAGAGUCCAAGGCUCCAGCUGUAAUCGGUAUAGAUCUUGUGGAAAGCUUGUUAACGGCAUCUUCCACAUCACAGACCCAAAUGUCGUCUCCGCAAAGUAUCGGUCAAUUCUCAGACGCGGGGAUUUCAAUUACGUGCUUGGAGCUUCCACUAAAAUAUCCUCAACAGAAAAAAUUAAGGACGAAUUUAUCGAAGUUGAAUGCAGAGUGAGAAAUGGCCGAUUUUUACGCGAGUUAUGGCUCCAACCUGUUCCACAUGAACAUUUAUUAAAGAGCAAAGGCAAUAAAGUUCCUGGAUUACCACUGAACAUACUUAUCGUCGGAAUAGAUUCACUCUCGCACGCUCACACUCAGCGGAAACUGCCGAAGUUUUACAAAUAUUUAAAGAAUGAACUUGGAGCAAUUAUUUUUAACGGGCAUAGCAUUGUGGGAGACGGGACGACCGAGCAACUGACCGCCAUGCUAACUGGACUAGGAGAGUUGGAACAGUAUGAGUCUAGGAGACAUCAUAGGAAUCCAAGGCCUGUUGAUGGAUGGACAUGGAUAUAUCGGGAACUCAAGAAUAAUGGCUACCUGACAGGAUAUUCCUCCGAUGCUCCAAAACUUGGUGUUUGGCAAUAUCGGCUUUUAGGUUUUAAUAAACCGCCCACAGACUUCUACACCCGACCUUUCUUCCUGCGAGCUUCCACUAACAUUCGGGGGGAAAAGAUUGAUUACUGUCUGGGUUCAAUGAACAUCGCGCAACAUCAGUUUAGGUACAUUCGUGACAUUUUUGAUACAUUUCCAAACAAACUGAAGUUUCUACUUUCUUAUAAUGUGUUAUUCUCUCAUGACGACAUAAACCUAGUUGAAAACAUUGAACCAGAUUUGAUCUCUUUGGUACGAGACUUGAAGACGAAAGGACAACUGAACAAUACUCUUUUGAUCGUGAUGGGUGACCAUGGAGCCAGGUUUGGGCAAAUACGCAUGGAAAUCCAGGGAAAGUUAGAGGAACGUCUGCCGUUAUUUUCCAUGGUAUUUCCACCCUGGUUCUCCGCAAAAUACCCGGAGCUUUACAAGAACCUACGAACCAAUACCGAUCGUUUGACGUCGUGGUACGACGUUCAUGCGACCUUCCGACAUAUGUUAAACUACCCACACAUGCCGUCGGAUAUUAAACACGGUCAGAGUCUUCUCGAGGAAAUACCUGCGUCACGUGACUGUGCACAGGCUAACGUUGCUCCACACUGGUGCCCGUGUCAAAGAUGGUCAGCAGUCGACGCUUCGGAUAGUCACGUGCAAAACGCAGCCAUGGCCGUCGUUGACUAUAUUAACAGCCAAAAUAGUGAGCAUGCUUCAAGCAAAAGGUUUUGUGAAAUUUUAGAUCUUGAAAAAGUCCACUACGCUUUAAUGGAACUUCCCAAUGAAAAGGUCAUGAACUUUCACGAGACAAGCGACCUUAGACCUGUUUUCAACGCCCGUAAACGACCAAAACAGAGAGAUUUUUGUCGAUAUCAAAUUCAGUUAAAAACUAGCCCUAAUAAUGGUAUAUACGAAGCAACUGUAAGAUAUCAUUUAGGAUGGUUCAUUGUGAGCAAGGAUGUUAGCCGUGUCAAUCAAUACGGUCAGCAACCUGAAUGCAUUGCAAGACAGUUGCCACAUUUAAGAAAAUUUUGUCUCUGCAAAUUGGACGUGAAAUCAACUGCCUCGACUGCUGAGUAGAGUCAGAAUAAUUAUAGAAUAAGAACAAGUCUCUCAGAAUAAUUUACUAUCCUAUGGAGAACUAUCCUAUUCUAGGACCUCGAUUUGACUUUGAACUAGAUUUGUCCUCGUGUUGGUGACUAGAAAUUAAUUCACCCCGGUUUACUUUUCUGAAAAUUCAUUGUAUUUACAGACUCACAGUCAAUGAACACCAAAAUAUGAGCGGGAGUAUUUUAAAUUGUCGGGCUGGACACACGCGCGCUACUUGGCUGGGUACCUUGAAAGUGACCUUCCGCAAUACUGGUUAUUUCUUUACAUAAAAAAAAUUCUUUCAUAAGAAGUUAAACAAGGUCAUAGUCACGGCGUCUCAAGCCAUUUGGCUCAGUUUUUGUUAGCAAAACAAAUCUAAUGCGAAAAGCCAGGAUUCUUUUUAUUUUCCUAAUAGGAAAUGAUCUGUGCCCACUUGUUCUAAUUUGAGAGCAGUUUACAAGAAAGUUCUCUAAUUCAGUUGCAUUUCUGACCCUAUAAAAAAAAACUU
Dendronephthya gigantea is the source of this 3389-nucleotide messenger RNA. RefSeq lists its product as uncharacterized. Bases 350 to 2872 code for a protein of 840 amino acids. NCBI's taxonomy places the organism in Eukaryota, Metazoa, Cnidaria, Anthozoa, Malacalcyonacea, Nephtheidae. The transcript is spliced from 15 exons. The record is from RefSeq and is a predicted model, not a curated record.